CGUAAAGUCUCGUAUUUGUCAACAUGGUGAACGGAAGUGAGAAAUCUGUCAAAUUUUUGUGCAAAAACGCGUGAUUUUCAUGAUGUAGCUUGUGAUUGUGCUUCUAAAUUUGACAAUUUGCAGAUAACUUCAGGGAUUAAUCUUACAUAUUGUUUAGAAAGGUGCUUGUUCGGUUAUUAACCAAAGUGUCUGUGACGUUGUCACUGAUUUCGCACUGCUGGCGGUGCUGUCAGCGUUACUGCUGUUGUUCCUUACCUACUCCGCUGAAGAAGAUAAAAAUGGGGGUUUGCUCAUGUUUGUCAGCAUUAUGUAGGAGGAUUCGAUGUGGAACACAUGUUCUCGUGCGACUCGCUCACACAGGGCUUUCUGUUGGGGUACCAGCUACGCUGAUUUUCAAGGAUUCCAUUUUACACAAAUCUCUGAUACUCCAAGAGGACCUAGCGUAUGGGAUAGGCUACCUACUGCUGCUUAUGUUUUCACUUGCCAUGUACUACACUGCUUGUUUUAUGGACCCUGGAUAUGUGCCAGUGAACAGGAAGAAGUCUCUAACCAGUACAUCAGACCUGAGUUCAGAUGAAGAAGAGGAAGAUGAUGUUGACAGUGCAGAGAACAGCACCAUGUUAAAGAUCUCUAAAGACAGUGAGGCCCCAGUCAAGCUGAGGAAGUGUGGAUUUUGUAAUAUUGAGCAACCCAUGCGAGCUCGGCACUGCGAAGACUGCGACAGGUGUGUGUACAAAUACGACCAUCACUGCCCCUGGCUGGAAACUUGUGUGGGAGAAAAGAAUCACAAAUACUUCUGGCUCUUCCUCUUCUCCAAGGCUGUCAUCAUAUGGUGGACAUUGUAUAUUGCUUGGAAAGCCAUAGUGCACACGGAGGAAUGGAAUGAAUGGUUCAACCUCAAUGUGCUGUUUGUUCUGGACAUCCUAAUCCUGAUAGUGGGGGGUCUCACAGUGACCGGCUUGCUGACCUUCCACUCUUACUUAAUGCUGACUAACAUGACGACUUGGGAACUGGUCAGUCGAGAAAGAAUCACCUACCUGCGUAACUUGGAUGAGGAGCUGAACCCAUUUCAUCAAGGAUAUUGCCGUAAUGCCAUCACUUUCUUGUGCAACUGUCGCCUGACACAGUGGGCCUCUCUCUAUGCCAAGAAGCUACGAGAAGAGUUGCCCUCUGGUUUGGUGUGAAGGGUCAAGAUUAGGGUCAAGAGUCAAAGGUGACAUAUAUGUACUUUAAGGUCAAGAUCAUUUUACCUUUUAUUGUAAGUGUAUUUCUUAUGAAUGGUGCUAAAUGAAGUAAUUAUAUAAGACAUCUUAAUAACUUGUCUUUGUCCAGUGUUGUCAACAGUGUUGGAGUUGCUAUAGUGGUAAAGACCGUUUCACCACAGAACAAAAUCAUAACCUAUAAAUCUAGUACCCCACACAAAUUUCUAACUUUGUCAGGUGUGUACAGUAUUCCUUUAAGUUUUGGGGGCAUUUGCACAACCCGAAGUCUUACUCUGAAAUAUUUUAGCCCCCAAGAGUUCCUACUUUUUUUGAAACUGUAAAAUAUUGGGUUAUUUAUAUGAGCGUAGUAACAAAUCUAGUCUUUUUGUGUGCAGCAUCAUAUUAAGAGGUCAGCAGUUGUGUAAAGUUUUAACUAUAAGUUUCAAAUGGACCAAUUUGACAUCAGCGUGAUCAGUCUGUGUCAAAUGUACAUGAUAAUCAUGUAGUACAUGUACCAAAGCAGAGAGAAGUUAGAAUGCAUUAGUAUGACAUAUUGUAUUUCUGUAAAGAUAUUUGCAUGGUAAACCCACUUGUAGAUUGAAAAACCUUGUUGUUAAUUUUUGAAGGGAUGACUAUUAAAAGUUGCAUUUAAGUGAUAACAUAUUUUUAGUUAUGGAUCUCAAAUGUCAUACUUUUUUUUUGUGCAAUUUUGUUUUGAUAGUAACAACGAUAGAACUAGAUACAGCUUUACUGAUUGUUUUACGUACAUGUACCUAGAUGUUUAUUUAUCAAGAAUUUAGUUUUUGUUACAUUUUUAUUGGGUAAUUAAUUUGUAUUGGAUAUUCGAAUUUACUGCUGUUCACUUACUAGAAUGAUACUUUUUUUUUGUACAUAGAAUAAUUUCCUAUUUCCCAGGUAAACUGUCUUUCAAUUGUUAUCAACAGUGUUCGAAUAGAAUAGAUUAAAAGAGAGAGAAAGGAGGUCCACUAUUGAUAACAAAGACAGCAUCAAAAUAGAACAAAUAUCACAUUAUCAAUCAACGAACAUUUUCUGUUACAGAAUAUCAUUUUGCAGACUGAACUGACAUAGUGACAUAAUCACUUUAUACAAGACAUGUUUUACAACGUAACUUUCUAUUAAUUAUAUGGCUAGCCAGGUCAAUGAUGGGUAAGACAUCAGUUUUAUUUUUAAAAGAAAUUUCAGUCAAAAGGGCUGACAGAUUUUUAUCUGAAAAUAUUUGGCCAAUUAAAUUUGUUUGACUUUAAUACACCAUAUUUACAACUCUUGAAAUACGUAAAUGUUUAUUAAACUUCAUAUUAUUAGAACUGUCUCAAAAUUGGGAGGAAAAGCAACAAAUUUUACUUACAGUGUUCAGAAUGAAAUUUCAAAAUUUUGAUUUUAACUCCAUUUGUGUUUUUGAAUGAAUUAAAGAGACAAAAGUGUCUUUGGGCAUGAAGAAAGGUGCCUUGAACAUAAUCAAAAAGUUUAAAUGAAGUGUCUUGCACCAAUAAAUUUCUUUCAUUGUCAUUAACUUGUCAUUUAGUAGUUUAAAAGUUUUUGAAAUUGAGUUUCAGAUUAUUCCUAGAGUAAGUGUAGUUAUUUUAUCAUAUUACAAAUUCUCUACUGCUGCAUGUUGGAAAAGAUUGGUGUUUUAUGCUGUGCAUGAAUGUGUCUCCAUUAUUAGAAUAAUUCCCAGUAUUGUAAUAAAAAUACAUUUGAUUAAAAAU
Messenger RNA from Lingula anatina, 2929 nucleotides. RefSeq names its product palmitoyltransferase ZDHHC12-B. Gene Ontology annotation, cellular component: endoplasmic reticulum; Golgi apparatus. The record is from RefSeq and is a predicted model, not a curated record. Gene Ontology annotation, molecular function: protein-cysteine S-palmitoyltransferase activity. Gene Ontology annotation, biological process: peptidyl-L-cysteine S-palmitoylation; protein targeting to membrane. Lineage: Eukaryota; Metazoa; Brachiopoda; Lingulata; Lingulida; Lingulidae.